CUCAUCUCCAUCAGUUAUCUCCCAUUCUCAGUCCAAACUGCUUGACUUGGAGACACCAACUCUGCCUGGCUGCUCUCAAUUCAACUAUUCAUCUUAACGGACCUGAGCUGAGAUGCCUGAGUCUCCUCUCAGUCCCACGGCAGCCCGUCAAACCCCAGCCAGCAGUCUCCUCAGUCACACAGACAACGGUGCAGGAGAGAGAGUCGCUAAUGGGGACUCCUGCAGUGGAGUGAGUGGAGAAAACUGGCAGAGUCUCUGCCAUAAACAGGUCUUUCUGGCGAUGAUGGCUCCUCAGCAGAUGCAGCAGCUUCUGUCUCCAAACCAGCUGCAGGCUCUGAUCCACCAGAAACAACAAGCACUUCUGCUCCAGCAGCAACAUCUGAAAGAGUUUUACAAGAAGCAACAACAGCAGAUUCAGCUGCUUCAACAGCAAUCCAGCAAGAAAAUCAAAGAGCUUCCUGCACAGCAGCUCGUGUUCCAGCAGCUUCUCCAACUCCAGCAGCAGCAACAGCAGCUCCUCCGGGCUCAGAGACCAGCGCUGACUUCUCCUGCCCUCUCUCCAGCUUGUCUCAGCCCUGCAGAGAUGCAGCAGAUAUGGAAAGAACUCACAUUUGGAAUGAUUGAAGAUAAAACCAUAAUAAAGAACAGCCAGGACUCCUCUGCUCCCAAAGUACUGUCACCUAAAGCCACCGUUAGACCGACCAGUGACCAGCAGUCUCUGUCUCCUCGCAGGGCUGAAUGCACUGUUAAAGGUGAUCGCGCUGCCUCACAUGUCCUCUUCGGUCACGGUGUGUGUAACUGGCCCGGCUGUGAGUCAGUCUGUGAAACCUUCAGCCAGUUUAUCAAGCACAUAGGCAGUGAACACACUCUGGAUGACAGAAGUACAGCCCAGUGCCGAGUCCAGAUGCAGGUGGUUCAGCAGCUUGAGCUUCAGCUCUGCAAAGAACGGGAGCGCCUGCAAGCAAUGAUGGCUCACCUGCAUCUGCCGUCUUUAGAGGCUCAGUCGCUCUCUGCACCCACGCCGUCGCCACAGUCUGAUAGGGCUGCUGACCCUCGCGGCCUGCAGCUCGGCUCAGUCGCCGUCAACAACAGCUUCCCCUCGCUGAGCCUGUCAGACUCGACCCAGGCGUCGCCCCAAACUCUGGACCCUGCCAGCACUCCAUCACAGGGCUGCGAAGAAGAGUCGCCCACCCAUACAUCAUGUGCUGGGGCCGUAAGACGCCGUCACCACCCUUUGGUUUACUCUCUGUCUUCAGAAAAUGAGUUUGAGCUUUACAAGAACACCGAUAUCAGACCCCCGUUCACCUAUGCAACACUGAUUCGCCAGGCUAUAAUGGAAGCAUCAGACAUGCAGCUAACACUCAAUGAGAUCUACAACUGGUUCACGAGGACGUUUGCUUAUUUCCGACGCAACGCCGCCACUUGGAAGAACGCAGUUCGCCACAACUUGAGCCUGCACAAAUGUUUUGUGCGUGUGGAGAACGUGAAAGGCGCCGUGUGGACGGUGGAUGAGGUGGAAUAUCAGAGGAGGAGAUCCCAGAAGAUCUCAGGGAGUCCGUCACUGAUGAAAAAUGUGCCCUCCAAUCUGGCUUUUGGAACCGUUCUGAAUGCCAGUUUACAGGCCGCGCUGGCAGAGGCAUCACUGCCAGGAUUCAAGAGGGAAAAUGUGAACAGAAGCUCAAGGACUCAAAUACAGGACAACAAAGUGGGCGACAGACACAGAAACCAAAACUUCUCUCCACAAGUUCAGCAAACACUUCUCCUUAAAGACGAAGAGCUGAAUGCUAAUGAACAAGACUGUCUGUUGCCGACAGUAAAACCAGUCAGUCUGCAGCACGGUGUGACUGAAAAUGAUGAGGAGCACUUGUUUGACCUUGAAUGACCCUCUGCAGCCUUUACAAUAAUACAUUAUAAAGCAGUAAGGCAGACCAUCAAUGAGCAUUUAGGCUCAUACAGUUUACAGUAAUCCUGUACCGCUGUGACUUGAAUUAUGUAUCUUAAGUGGUGUCAGGCAGCCUGGAAUUCUCACCAAAAUAAGAGUACUGGAUCAAAUACACAUAUUUAUGAGGCUGUUCAGAAUUUUUUUUAUUCAUUGCAGUAUGAAUAAACAAAUGCACACUAUUCACAUACAUACUUACUGUUUGUAUGUGCACAAAAUGCAUAAACAAAUGCACAUAAAAUAUGAAUAAUGGUUGAUAUACAACUAUAUACACGAAAUAAGUGUCUGUUAAGUGUUACAGUUUUGUCAUCUUUUAAUCUCUAUGUAACAUUUUUUUUAUUUUUUAUGUAUAUGGCAUUAUAAUUUCUUUUUCAAGAGACCUCUAUAUAUAGGUUUAAAUUUUUGAUUUAUAUUUUUUUUUUACCAUGAAUAAAUCCUUCUUCUUGUGUUACAAAAUGCAUUAAAGGACAAAGUGAAUGAUUCACAGAAUUCUGUAUUAUGGCAUAGAAACUAAUUUGAUGAUUAAUGAUGUUCUGUUUAUUUGUUGUAAAUGUCUACAUGUAAUAGAAUAAAGCUUAGAGAGGAUAAAUCCCAGAUGUAGAUGUGUCUAUGAAAUUGUUAAACAUGUGCAUUUUGUGCUGUUUCUCCUUGUUUUCUCAGUUUGCUAAAGUGGAUUUAAUUUUUUUAAAGCACUGUCGGUAUGCCAUAUGACUUUUUUAAAAUUCCACUUGUGUGUUUGCACUGAAAUGAGGAAUCUUCUUUAAGGUUUGAGUAUGAAAAUAGAUGCUGAGCACAAAAAACAAUCUAUAAAGAUCUGUCUGUAGACGUGAGUCUGAUGUUUAUUAUUACUGUGCAAUAAAUAUGUAAACUGUUUAAA
Molecule: messenger RNA, 2816 nt
Organism: Acanthochromis polyacanthus (spiny chromis)
Lineage: Eukaryota; Metazoa; Chordata; Actinopteri; Pomacentridae
Product: forkhead box protein P2-like
Exons: 16
Coding region: 113-1882 (589 amino acids)
Biological process (GO): regulation of transcription by RNA polymerase II
Cellular component (GO): nucleus
Molecular function (GO): DNA-binding transcription repressor activity, RNA polymerase II-specific; RNA polymerase II cis-regulatory region sequence-specific DNA binding
Source: RefSeq, a predicted model, not a curated record